Molecule: messenger RNA, 965 nt
Organism: Culex pipiens pallens (northern house mosquito)
Lineage: Eukaryota; Metazoa; Arthropoda; Insecta; Diptera; Culicidae
Gene: EMC7
Product: ER membrane protein complex subunit 7 homolog
Exons: 2
Coding region: 83-796 (237 amino acids)
Cellular component (GO): EMC complex
Molecular function (GO): carbohydrate binding
Source: RefSeq, a predicted model, not a curated record
UGUCACUUGUCAGACUAUUUUCUUUUCUCAUCAUCGGGUAUCGCCUGAUUUAUUUUGCUCGCGCAGUGAUUGCCUCGUGAAAAUGGCCCGGAAAAUUCUAAUUCUUCCCCUGUUGGCAGCGCUUUGCGCGCUAGGAACCGUCGUCCGGGCCGAGUCCGCCAUCGACGAGUUCGACGAGACUGGCCGAUACACCAUCGAGGGCAAGGUGUACCCUCCGGAGCUGUUUGGCGGAUCCGACCUGUCAUGGCAGAUCGAUACCCAGAUCUCAAUUAAUGGAGGCGAGUACAAGGGCUUUCUGCGGGACGAUGGGUCGUUCGUGAUCAGCUCGGUACCGUCCGGGAGCUACGUGGUGGAAAUCAUCAACCCGGACUACUACUACGAGUCGGUUCGCGUCGAAAUCAACCCCAAGGGCAAGUUCCGAGCACGCAAGCUCAACUACGUCCAGCCGUCGCAGGUCGUGCAGGUGCCGUACCCGCUGAAGCUGAAGGCUCUCACCCGCUUCCGGUACUUCCAGCAGCGUGAACAGUGGAAGAUCACCGACUUCCUGUUCAAUCCGAUGGUGUUGAUGAUGAUUCUGCCCCUGUUCGUGAUGCUCAUCCUGCCCAAGAUGAUGAGCGAUCCGGAAACAAAGAAAGAGAUGGAAAAUCUCAACCUCUCCAAGAUGACGAACGACAUGCCGGAAAUAAGCGAAAUGAUUACGUCCUUCUUCACCGGUGGCGCCCCACAGGCGAGCGGAUCCAAGGACAAGGAUAAGGCCAAGUCCGCUUCGGGGAAGCAGAGCAAAAAGAAGAACUAAACGAAUAGUUAGUUUAAUUUAGUACUAGUUCAGGAAUCACUUUUAAUCUGAUAGGAUUGUGAAUAUAAAAUGUAUAAUUGACCAAGGUUGAGUUCAACCUGCAAUGUAUUUAUUUGACAAACAAAUAAUUUCGAUUGGCUAAUAAAAAGAAAUUGAGAGUGGCGUGGUA